AUGUCAACAGCGGCAUCUGCAACAUCGUCGCUUCGCUGGGUCAAGUACGAAGAUGUGUACUACGCCGCGUUGGUUGUGCCAGAUGACGAGGCCCCAACGCAGGUGCAGAGCGGCCACGCGUUUGUGUACUUUCUCGGCAGCGAGAGCGGCGCUGUGGUGCCGAUCAGCGACAUGCAGCCGUACGACCCGCAUGACACAGAGCGCACGAGUCACCCAGCAGCAGCAGCUGGUGUUGCGGUAGCGCAGCAGAUCAUCUCUGGCGCAGCAACAGCAGCAGCGGGGGGCGAGGAGGAUAUGGAGGGGGAGGAGGAAUUGCUUGAUAUACCGGUAAAAAAUAGAACGAAGGCGAAGGGAUACCUUGAUGAUGAUGAUAAUGAUGAUGUGGAGAAGCUGUUGCCAUCCCGCCAAGGUGGUACCAAACGGCCUCGUAGUGUGGCGGAAGAGGAAGAACAAGAAGAGUCAGACGAAACGUCAAGCAGCCGUAGCAGCAGCAGCAGCAGCCAUGUGAGCAGCGAAGAGAAGGCACAGCGGAGCCGCUGGAAUGACAUGGCAGAGGAUCUCGACUUGACGCCACCGCAGCGAGGCAACGGUGGUAACAACAGCGGCAGCAACCGGCGCUCUGCUGGUGGUGUUGGUGUUUCUUCAGGACAAAAGUCUCGCGAGAGCGUCCUUGACGCGUACGGUGGCUCGAUUGUGACGCCAUUCCUCGCGGAGAUCCACCACCACUACCGCAAAGCCCUCAUGAAGGCGGCAGAGAGUGACCGUGUUGUGAACAUGCAGGAGUCCGACAUUGUUCGCGCCGUCGAGGCGGAGCUGCUCGCGUGGCGCGGCGAGGUCGCCUACUUGCAGCGCCUCCUCCAGGACGUGGAGGGGGAGUAUAGGGCUGUUGCAGCUGCCGCACCGCACGAUGCUGCGGUGCUCGAGGAGGAAGCGGCCGCCAUUCGCAGCCGACUGCAGCGACUCCGGUCUUCCUUCAACCUUGAGCGUGUGGUGGAGCAGCAGCUGCGCGUGCGCGACAAGGUGAGCGAGCGGCGUGAGCGGCGGCGUCACGGUGGUGUUAGCAGCAGCGCCUUCACCGAUGCGUCGCUGGCGUUCAUACUGGAUGCGAAGGCCUUUGCCGCAGUGCCGCGCGAGUUACCGCAGCAGUUGGCGCAGCGCUACCGCGAGCAGCGGAUGCGGCGUGAGCGGCUACUUGCCUCGCAGCACGGCCUCGGCAAGACCGGCUUCACUGCACCGGUGGCACGUGUCAUGGAGAAGUGGCGGCAAGCACGAGAGUUGAUUGUGCUCGACCCGCUGCGCGAGAAUCAGCCAGUGUCGCGCCGCUACUCUGAGAGUCUCGCGAAGGUGGAGCGGCACGCGCUGAAGUGCUUGUCAGCGUCGCAGGGCUUGGCGCAUCGACUGACGUCCGGGCACGGCGCCCAACACCAGCAGCAGCAGCAGCAGCAACAACAACAACGUAUGCACACACCGGCGAGCCUGUACCGGUUCCACGACAUGCACGAUGACGAGCGGCAGGUGACGACGGCGACAUAUCAGCCAAGCAGCAGCCACCCGUACAUGCUGAGCAGCGCCAUGCCGGACGAUAACCACAACAAUCUCAACGGCGACGGCGAUGGUGAGCGGGACGCAUUCCAGGCGCCGCUCAUUUCGCCAUUGCACAUGAACUUCGACCCCCGCGCGACCUUCGCGGUGGACCUUGGCGAGAUUGUGCACGAGAAUACGCUGGCGGAGCAGUUGGCGAUGCGCAGCAUGCAGUACAGCCAUAGCAUCCGCCUCCCUUCGCAGGAGUCGGUGUGGGAGGAGAGCGAAGCAUACGACGCGCCACUGCCACGGCGACGACGAACCGGCAGGUCAACGAGCCGUGCCGGUUCCCUCUCGCGUGCGUCCUCGCGUGCCUCCUCGCUGGGGCGGGACGACAGGAACAACAGCAAAAUCACCACUGAUAAUAACAAUAACAAUAAUGUGAAUAAUAACAAUAAGAGCGGUGGUGAGCGGCGGCCACGCAAUGACUGGCGUGCGUCGGCGAAGCGUGCGAUACUCGAGCACCUGACGCUGUACCUGCGCGGCAUACGCGGCAAGCCGGCGGUGCUAAGCAAGGACCAGUUCCAGUCCAUCGCGAAGAAGCUCCUGGAGCGGGCGGUGCGCAGCGAGUCGGAGCGCACGGGGCUCUCCAUGUCGCUGCAGGCGAACAACGCCAGUGCGCCCUUCACAAAGGACAUCGAGGGCCGCCUGCGCAGGUCGGUGGACAACUAUGUGCAGCGCCACUUUAUUGCGGCACGCACGCCCCGUGAGCAGCAGCAACAGGAGGAUGGUGAGGCGUCGGUGGAGCGGUGGGCGUCGGCACGCCGCGGCACAGCGCAGCGGCAGGACGACAACGACGAAGACACGCGCUCUGUCAUGGGUGCCUACCCACACGCAACAGACUCACCCGUGUACGAUCAAUGA
Molecule: messenger RNA, 2445 nt
Organism: Trypanosoma grayi
Lineage: Eukaryota; Euglenozoa; Kinetoplastea; Trypanosomatida; Trypanosomatidae
Exons: 1
Coding region: 1-2445 (814 amino acids)
Source: RefSeq, a predicted model, not a curated record